This is a messenger RNA of Phoenix dactylifera (date palm), 1610 nucleotides long. Its product is annotated as E3 ubiquitin-protein ligase RING1-like. The record is from RefSeq and is a predicted model, not a curated record. Gene Ontology annotation, biological process: protein ubiquitination. Gene Ontology annotation, cellular component: cytoplasm. Gene Ontology annotation, molecular function: ubiquitin protein ligase activity. NCBI's taxonomy places the organism in Eukaryota, Viridiplantae, Streptophyta, Magnoliopsida, Arecales, Arecaceae.
UGAUAUCCAAUUCCCCUCUAUUUUCCAUCCGCCCAGGCCGCCCAAAAUCCUCUCCCUCUCCGCCCCCUCUCUCUCUCUCUUUCCCCAUGUCCUCCGCCGGAGCCCCAGGCGGCGCCACCGCCCCGCAGCGUUACUUCUGCCACCAGUGCGACCGCACCGUCACCCUUACGCCCUCCCCCGGCGCAGAAAUCGCCUGCCCCAUCUGCCAUGACGGCUUCAUCGAGGAAUUCGACCUCCCCGACCCUAACCCUAGCCCUCAUUCCUUCUUCUCCUUCCGAUCCUCCGAUCCCUUAUUCCUCUCUCCCUCCCCCUUCUCCUUCCUCUUCUCCCCCUCCUCCUCCCCGCCCGCCAGCUUCGACCUCCGCAACCCUAGCGACCUCGCUGGCCUUUUCGACCCCGACGCCUUCCACUCCCACGGCCCCGCCCCCGGCCCCACCCCCGCCCUUGGCGGUGGAGGUGGCGCGGAGCCCUUCAAUCCUCUGGCUUUCCUCCAGAAUCACAUCCAGCAACUCCUUUCCGGCGGCGCCAACAUCCAGAUCGUCCUCGAGGGCGGCCCCGGCGGCAACCUCGGCGACUACUUCAUCGGCCCCGGCCUCGAGCAGCUGAUCCAGCAGCUCGCCGAGAACGACCCCAACCGCUACGGCACCCCACCGGCGGCCAAAUCCGCCGUUGGCUCCCUGCCGGACAUCAAGAUCACCGAGGAACUCCUUGCCACCGACGAGGCUCAGUGCGCGGUGUGCAAGGAUACUUUCGAGAUCGGGGAGGAGGCGAAGCAGAUGCCGUGCAAACACAUCUACCAUAAGGACUGCAUCCUGCCGUGGCUUGAGCUGCAUAACUCUUGCCCUGUGUGCAGGUACGAGCUGCCCACAGACGAUCCGGACUAUGAGAACCGGAGGGGGCCGGCGGUUCAGGGGGCACACCCUGUGGGGACCGAAGAUCCUGGUGGCGCCGGUGGGUUGGCGGCUGGGGCAUCGGGGGAUGGGAACACUCAGAGCCCAAGGACGGUAGAGAGGAGGUUUAGGAUCUCGCUGCCUUGGCCACUGAGGGGUUUUGGGUCGCAAGCUGAGGCUAGCAAUGCUGGAGGUGGUGGGAAUGAUGGCGGGGGCAGCUCUGGUGGAACUGGUGCAAAUUCUGGUAGCCGUGGGAACACUGGGUCGACCCGGCAAGAGGAUUUGGAUUGAGAAUAGUUGGAGGUUGAACUCUUGGAAGUCUAUUCUCCUUGGUACAGAGAUCAACAUUUGCUGCAUCGGAGUUAUACAUGUUCGAAAAUUAAGUCAAGACAUGCUCAGAAUACUUUCUUUGUUCAUGCGGUUAUUAUUAUUAUUAUUUUUGGUGGUGCUGGUGAUGGUGAGAGAGAAUGAGGAUUUAAUUUAUACCUGUAGCCAUGAACCAGAAGUUGGGAGUCACCAAAUCCGAAUUCAAUAGAAACAUGCCUGGGACAGUAAGUAUAUCCGAUUGAGGCUAGCUUUGAUAUUCAAUCAGUUCAUCAUGAAAGCAUGCCUGUGUUGUUUCCAUUUUUUUGUACCUUAACCAAUAGUGCUUUUUGUUCUCAAUGGAUCAUUGUAUAAAUAUUACUAUUUUCUUCUGAAGCUGUUCUAGGCGUUCAAUCA